This is a messenger RNA of Amorphotheca resinae ATCC 22711, 801 nucleotides long. RefSeq lists its product as hypothetical. The coding region runs from base 290 to 739 and encodes 149 amino acids. Lineage: Eukaryota; Fungi; Ascomycota; Leotiomycetes; Helotiales; Amorphothecaceae. The transcript is spliced from 2 exons. The record is from RefSeq and is a predicted model, not a curated record.
CACACACAUAAAUCGAUCUAACAAUAGUAUAAUCCACUAUAUCAAGGAUCUCGCAGACUCGACAUUAGCAUUACCACCCAGUCAACGUUUGUCGAAUGGAGCACCAACAAUUGAACACUCGACAUGUCUUGACAUGUCAAGGGGUACCUAGGUAGUGCCCAAAUUACUUUCUACUUCGUCGUCUUCCAUGUUAUCUAUGAUCUAUCCCAUGCUUGAUUCCUCUGAAUCCUCUCAGUGAUACUACCUUAGGUACUUUAUAAUUAUAACUCGACAUUACUAAAUUACAAAUAUGCCACCAUUAUCAGGAACAGCAACUGCCAGCGGAGACCCGAAUGCACGAAUUCGAGUGGGCCGGCUGGCAUUAUGCGGAAAGGGCUGUGGCUGCUGGUCCAAGUCCUUGGACACCGCAAAGAAGCAUGAGAAGCGCUGCAAUGGCAGCACAACCGACACUACCCGGGUUCGAAAAAAGAUCCGGGAAUAUGGCGGAGAUGCCUUAGAGAAGCAGCUCUGCACGAAAGGCUGUGGAAGCUCAUACCCGGCAAUCAACAUUGACAACCAUGCCGAGCAUUGUCCCGGCGUUGUCCUACAACCAACGGUGAAGAUGCGAAAAUUUACACAAGGAACAAGGGAGUUUUCACCAGGCCGAAAACAUGUGAAAUGCCGCCUAUGUGGCAUUACUUACGCCAGAAGGAAUAUCGACCGCCAUGAGGAUCGAUGCAAUACGUUACUAUAUACAUGAUAUAUCCCCUCGACAUGUCUUGACUUGUCAGGGGGUAGUAUGGGGGCACGCCACGAUGCAAU